AUGGAACAUAUAACUCCUGUAAAGGAAAUUGACUCAAUCAAGGACGAUUUCACAAUUAAAGUUCGGAUCAUACGUCUUUGGACUCAAAAGUCAAAAUUUAAUGCAAACGACACAUACUCCAUAGAAAUGAUUCUGAUGGAUGAGGAGGGAAGCAAAAUUCAUGCAUCUUGUGUCAAGAAAUGGUUUUCAAAAUUCCAAAGCUAUCUUAAAGAAGAUAGUUCAAUAUAUGUUAAGAAACCUAACGUAGCACCAAAUACUUCAAAAUUUAAGUUUGCUCAUCCGGAAAGUAAACUUACCUUUAACCACGAUACAACUGUAAAAGAUUGUGACAACUUUUCUGGAUCUGCACACGGCUUUGAUUUUGUUGACUUCAAUACUAUCAUUUCGAACAACAUCCUGGAGGCAAAGUCUUUUGGUCAGGAUACUAAGCUUAAAGUAACUUUGUGGGGUCAGAAUGCAUACUACAUGUCUGAUUUUCUUGCUAACAAUAAUAGCCUUGCUCCAGUUGUUGUUAUUGUUCAGUUUGCCAGAGUGAAGUUUAUUAAUGGUCGUCCUUUUUCAUCCACCUACUUUGAUGUUAGUAGGUUGUUUAUAAACAAUGAUAUCAAUGAAAUUAAAAGCUACAAAAAGAAAUUGGUUUCUGAAAACAAUCAACAACUUUCAUCAAGUGGAAUCAAGAUGAUUGCAUCAAAACAAGACAGGGAACACGAUGACUUUUUGAAAAAUCAUUUGUUUUCAAACAUUGGUGAUGUCAUUGAACCUUUGGAGGAAAAAACGGUGAUUAUUGUUGGUACUGUUAAGGGAAUACGUCAAAACAUACGUUGGUAUUACCUUGCUUGUAGCAACUGCAAAAAGUCAGCAAGAGAAAAAUCGUCUUCUACCGAUAAGGUUGACGGUUCUCAUGAAGUGGCCGAAAUCGUUACUUAUGAAUGUACUAAUCCUAUAUGCAAAAAUAUCAAAAUUUCGGUUAUUCCAAGAUUUAAAAUCCCACUUCGGGUUCAAGACAACACCGGAACCUUGACUUUAACCUUAUUUGAUCAAGAAGCAAAGAAGUUAUUCAAAUACACAGCUAAAGAGUUGUAUGAUAAAAACAAGAAGCUUGGCAACAAUUUAGAUUUGUAUCCAAUGGAGUUGAAAGUUGUGGUGGACAAAAAGUUGGCAAUGAUAAUUGAUAUCACAAGUUACAAUGUGGAUAAUAAAAGUAACAUUUAUGGGAUAACAAGAUUAACUGAGAAUGCAAAAAUAAUUGAUGAACUGGAAAAAAAGAAUCUUAUUCCACAGCCUGCCAAUUCUGAUUCACUCAUGAUUGGUUCUUCGGAUAUUGCCUCCCAAGAGACCAAAGUUCUUAAGACAGGUGAAAAUUUAACACCGUCUGCUAUAGACAAGUCAACUGCAACAAGUCCUAUAAAGCUGAUUUCCACACCAAACGAGUUGAAAAGAAACCUUGCUACAUCCAUAGAUCUUGAUGAAAUGGAGAAUUUGUCUACUUCUAAAAGUGCUCGAUUGUCACCACCAGAUGAACAACCAACGCCUCUUUUGGUACCCAAGAAAGAAAAGUAA
This is a messenger RNA of Lactuca virosa, 1560 nucleotides long. The record is from the annotation of a GenBank genome assembly. Lineage: Eukaryota; Viridiplantae; Streptophyta; Magnoliopsida; Asterales; Asteraceae.